CGUGACUCAUCCUCCUUUCCCGAGGCUUUUCAUCAAAUAGCAUUUGCAGACACAAUCAUUCUCAACAAGGUUGACUUGGUUUCUCAAGAGGAAUCCGAUGAAUUGGUGAAAGAAAUCCGGACGAUUAACUCACUAGCCAAUGUCAUCCGUUCCGUCAGGUGCCAGGUCGAUUUGUCCAACAUAUUAAACCGCAAGGCAUAUGAUCCAACCCAUGUUAGUCGCCUUGAAUCCCUGCUAGAAGAAAACAAGUCAUUGUCUGCCAGAGACAUUCAUGAUAGCGGAGUGAGGACAAUAUGCAUCUCUGAACCACAAGCUGUAAACCUCGACAAGGUCCGUUUAUGGCUAGAGGAAAUUCUUUGGGAUAAAAAUCACGAGAUGGAUGUGUAUCGCUGCAAGGGGGUGUUAAGCAUCAACCACUCAGACCAGAUGCAUACAUUGCAGGCUGUCAGAGAGAUAUACGAGAUAGUUCCAGCCCGAAAAUGGGGCGAGGAGGAGAAUCGAACGAACAAAAUUGUAUUCAUAGGACACAACCUUGAUGAAGAGGUUCUUACAAAUGGAUUGAGAGAAUGCAGACCCACUUGUCCCUGAAGGAAAAACCCUAACUUGUAAUAGAAGCAAACCCCAAUCCUGAUAUGGUAUUGAAACCUUCUGCUACAAAGGGAGAUCAAAAUUUUGGAAAUUGUUUUUUUUUCUUACACAAAUACAUUUGAUUUGUCGAAUCAAAUGAGUUUAUGGGUAUCUUUUUUUUUUGUCCGCUUUGGAAGAUAACAGAGGGGACAACGUCUGUCAAGGAAUAGAUUACAGCAAGCUGUCA
This is a messenger RNA of Tarenaya hassleriana, 814 nucleotides long. RefSeq names its product putative COBW domain-containing protein 7. Lineage: Eukaryota; Viridiplantae; Streptophyta; Magnoliopsida; Brassicales; Cleomaceae. Gene Ontology annotation, cellular component: cytoplasm. The transcript has 6 exons. The record is from RefSeq and is a predicted model, not a curated record. The annotation marks the transcript as partial.